UGCUUGACAGGAACGUCCGCAGCAGCUCUCCCAGGACCCCACUCUGCCAGUAAGUCAGCUGAGGCCGAGAGGAGGGAGAGAGGACCUCAGAGCCCAGACUGUGAGCUAGUCUACCCUGCUCCUGCAUGUGAGGGGUCGUUGGCAGGGCUUAGGGAAGGAGACCUUGCUCCGGUAUAGUGGAAACAUUUGCUUUGGAGGCAGAUGAACUGGAUUCUGAUCCUGACCCUGCUAUUUGCUCCUUGUGUGACUUUAGAGCCAUGAGCCCCCAGAUCCUGCUGCUCCUGGCCCUGCUGACCCUAGGCCUGGCUGCACAACACCAAGACAAAGUGCCAUGUAAGAUGGUGGACAAGAAGGUCUCGUGCCAGGGUCUGGGCCUACUCCAGGUCCCCUUGGUGUUCCCGCCGGACACUGAGACCCUUGAUCUCUCUGGGAACCAGCUGCGGAGUAUCCUGGCCUCACCCCUGGGCUUCUACACGGCACUUCGUCACCUGGACCUGAGCACCAAUGAGAUCAGCUUCCUCCAGCCUGGAGCCUUCCAGGCCCUGACCCACCUGGAGCACCUCAGCCUAGCUCACAACCGGCUGGCGAUGGCCACUGCGCUGAGUGCCGGUGGUCUGGGCCCCCUGCCACGCGUGACCUCCCUAGACCUGUCUGGGAACAGCCUGUACAGCGGCCUGCUGGAGCGGCUGCUAGGGGAGGCACCCAGCCUGCAUACCCUCUCACUGGCGGAGAACAGUCUGACUCGCCUCACCCGCCACACCUUCCAGGACAUGCCUGCGCUGGAGCAGCUUGACCUGCAUAGCAACGUGCUGAUGGACAUCGAGGACGGCGCCUUCGAGGGCCUGCCCCGCCUGACCCAUCUCAACCUCUCCAGGAAUUCCCUCACCUGCAUCUCCGACUUCAGCCUUCAGCAGCUGCGGGUGCUGGACCUGAGCUGCAACAGCAUUGAGGCCUUUCAGACAGCCUCCCAGCCCCAGGCCGAGUUCCAGCUCACCUGGCUUGACCUGCGGGAGAACAAACUGCUCCAUUUCCCCGACCUGGCCGCGCUCCCGAGACUCAUCUACCUGAACUUGUCCAACAACCUCAUCCGGCUCCCCACAGGGCCACCCCAGGACAGCAAGGGCAUCCACGCGCCUUCCGAGGGCUGGUCAGCCCUGCCCCUCUCAACCCCCAAUGGGAAUGCCAGCGUCCACCCCCUUUCCCAGCUCUUGAAUCUGGAUUUGAGCUACAAUGAGAUUGAACUCAUCCCCGACAGCUUUCUUGAGCACCUGACCUCCUUGUGCUUCCUGAACCUCAGCAGAAACUGCUUGCGGACCUUUGAGGCCCGGCGCUCAGGCUCCCUGCCCUGCCUGAUGCUCCUUGACUUAAGCCACAAUGCCCUGGAGACACUGGAACUGGGCGCCAGAGCCCUGGGGUCCUUGCGGACGCUGCUCCUACAGGGCAAUGCCCUGCGGGACCUGCCUCCAUACACCUUUGCCAACCUGGCCAGCCUGCAGUGGCUUAACCUGCAGGGGAAUCGGGUCAGCCCCUGUGGGGGGCCGAAUGAGCCUGGCCCUGCCAGCUGUGUGGCCUUCUCUGGCAUCGCCUCCCUCCGCAGCCUGAGCCUGGUGGAUAAUGAGAUAGAGCUGCUCAGGGCAGGGGCCUUCCUCCAUACCCCACUGACUGAGCUGGACCUUUCUUCCAACCCUGGGCUGGAGGUGGCCACGGGGGCCUUGACAGGCCUGGAGGCCUCCUUGGAAGUCCUGGCACUGCAGGGCAAUGGGUUGACAGUCCUGCAGGUGGACCUGCCCUGCUUCAUCUGCCUCAAGCGGCUCAAUCUUGCCGAGAACCGCCUGAGCCACCUUCCCGCCUGGACACAGGCUGUGUCACUGGAGGUGCUGGACCUGCGAAACAACAGCUUCAGCCUCCUGCCAGGCAGUGCCAUGGGUGGCCUGGAGACCAGCCUCCGGCGCCUCUACCUGCAGGGGAAUCCACUCAGCUGCUGUGGCAAUGGCUGGCUGGCAGCCCAGCUGCACCAGGGCCGUGUGGACGUGGACGCCACCCAGGACCUGAUCUGCCGCUUCAGCUCCCAGGAGGAGGUAUCCCUGAGCCAUGUGCGUCCCGAGGACUGUGAGAAGGGGGGGCUCAAGAACAUCAACCUCAUCAUCAUCCUCACCUUCAUACUGGUCUCUGCCAUCCUCCUCACCACGCUGGCCACAUGCUGCUGCAUCCGCCGGCAGAAGUUUAACCAACAGUAUAAAGCCUAAAGAAGCUGGGAGACACUCUAGGUCAGUGGGGGAGCCUGAGGUACAGAGAAGAGUGAGGACUGACUCAAGGUCACAUAGUGACCCAGGAUCCCAGAACUCUGGUCUCCAAAUUGCAACCCGGGACACCUUUCUCUGCCGCCUGCUGCAUCAGCGGGUGACCCCCUUCCUGGGCUGCACUUUGGGUCCAGCUGUGGAAGCCAGAAGUUGGGCGGUUUCAGGGACAGCAGGGAAUAAUGUUGACCUAUCAGAUCAACAAAUCUUCACUGAGCAUCUACUUUGUGCCACACCCUGCUCUGGGCACUGGGAAUGCUGGGAAAUGAGAUACACUCCCGCCCUCAAGAAUAUCCCAGUCUGGGAGGAGGGAGUGCUACAGAGCCGCGUGGUGACCACACAGUGUGCUUAGGGCCUGAGAUGUGAAAGCUCAGGGCUCCAGAGCUCGGCAGGCCCCGCUGGUUCGAUGCGAAGAGUCCUGCCCCAGCUAUGCCAGGGUGAGAGAGGGCCAAGCCUGGUAGGAUUUGUCUGAAACAUUUCCAAGCAGACUGUUUGUCACAUCUUCUGAUAAUGAUUUUCAGUCUCUCUGAAAAUGAAAAGCCUAUGACCGGAAGAGAGAAUUGGAACCAUACGAGUGUGUCUUGGAUCUGGUGCUGUUAGGCGGGCCGUGGCGGCUCCAACAGAGUCUGGUUAAGGGGUCCAGCCUGGCACUGGACCAUUCCGUCUCCUGCUCUGGACAGGCCGUCUCCCUGCCUGGCACUCUCAUGUUACACAGCCUGACCCCAGUACUGCUCUAAGCGCCGUCCCUGCCCAGCCCUUCUCCAUCGCAGCCCCACCUUGGCUGCUGAGCCAGGAGCUAAAACCUUAGAUAUCUGGUUCUGUUUUGCACCCAGCUUGGCGAUGUGGAUGUGAAUCCAAGCCUUGUGUCUGCCCCUAUAUGACAACCCUUGGAGGUUGGGAUUUUAUCCCUAUUUUAUAAAAGAGGAAACUGAAGUUCUGCAAAUCUCCUUCCAGGGCCCCAGCUAACUAAUGCCUUAGGUGAGAUUCAAACCCUCAUCCUUCUGUCUCCAGGGCCUGAUCUUUGCCACUGCAGGGGCUGCAGGCCGUUAAGUGGACAGGAAGUGGCCCCACAUAGCCCGAGCAGGGUCUGGAAGUAUCCUGUGCUAUGCACACCUGCUCUCUCCUCUCUCCCAGGCAGGCAGCUGCAGGCGCUCUCCUCCUUCUCUGCCUUAGUUUCCCUCCUUCCAUCCUUUCCACCCUGGUGUGGGUUCUCCUGUUCUCUCUGUGCUCCUGCAUGCUUUCAUUCCCUUUUCCUCUAUUGAGCAGAGCCUGGAGUUUGAGACUAUUGAAUCCAACCUCCGCAUUGCACAGAUGGGGAAACUGAGGCUUAGGAAGAGAAUGAAACUUGUGGAGAGCUAUACAGAGCCUCUGGGGAAAAAAAAGAGAGCCCUAUUUGGGGGGUGAGAUUGGGGGUUGGACCAGAGUGAUGUCCUCUCUUGGCUGUCAUAUCACAAGAUAAUGCUGGCUCCAAACUUCCUUUCUGUGCCUCAUCAUGCAAGGAUUUUUUUUUCCCUCUUCGAAAAAUAGGUAGAAAGGCUCACCCAGAUAACCCCCUGUCCCUCAUAGCAUGGAGUCAUGAGCUGUCUGGGGAGAAUGGACACGCUAGGACCAACUCAAGACCUUGUGUUGCUGUCUUCAUCAUCUUACCUGUGCUUGGCCCACAGUCUGGCUCAUGAUGUGGGCUCAGUAAUGUGCGAGAAAAUGAAAAUGCCACUCUCUCCACCCCAUUUUACAGAGGAGAACACCGAGGCCCAGAGGAAGUUAAGGGAGAGUCAAUGGGCAGAGCCAGGGCUAGGCCCUGGUGAUGGGUGGAGCACCCAGGCAGACCCAAUCCUGGUUGGGAUCACAACCACAGGUGCUACUGCACGUGACACUCUUCCUUAGGCCUGGAGGCCAAGGUGUGGGUCCCCACGCCUGAUAUUUGAAAACACUACACAAUGCUGCUGUCAAUUCCCAGGACCCAGGCCGCAGCCCAGGCCUCGGGACCAACUCUUCGUAUAACCUACCUGAAUGUAUUAAAAACUAAUUUUGGAGAAGCAGUGUGGCCGCCAGCCUCCUCUUUGCAACCCGCUUCAUCGCAUCCACUUGAACCCUGCCUCUCAAUCCCAUUAUGGUCAUUCAAUCCUCAUGGCAAAUCCCUGGGGACACUGAGGCUCUGGGUCAGCACCACCCUGGACCUUGGAGCCGCAGCCACUAGCACGGCCCCUCCUACAUCUCUGUCGCCCCACACUUGACAGGUGAGCGUGCUCCCCACCCCAGGGCUGAGAGGCUGGGGGCUUCUGUUUGUUUCCUUCCUGCUACAGCUACAGGCCCCCUCCCCUUCUCUGUGCUCAGCCCUCUGUGCCCUAUCUCAGAGGCUGCACUGCCCCUCCUCCUCAGGGUCCCCAGCCCCGUCCUCUCUCCCUUGCCCUGUCAUGCUCUCUUCUGCCUCCAGCUUCUCCCUCUCUAUUUACAUCUUCCUCUCAGACUUCAGCUGGACUCAAGUCUUGCCCAUCUUAAAAAUAGUGAGAAGCCCCUCAGCCAUUUUCCCCUUCCUCCUCCCGCUCUUCACAGACCAGCUUCUUGGUCAAGUUGCUUCCCUUCCCACCCCUCCCAUUCUCAACCCACCUGGAGCUGCCUUCAGCCCCUCCCAGCUCCAUGCUGUCCUUGCUACCAGCGUCAAGGGUAUCCUUUGCCAAACUCAGCACACUUUUCAGACCUCCUCUCCCUAGGCCCUGUGCAGCAGGCCCCCCACCCAUACCCCUGCUGGGCAUGCUCUCCCCACAGCUGUGAUGCCACACAGGAAGCCGUCUCCUCCCUCCCAGGCCACUCCUUUUCAGGGUCUUUGCUCAUCUUCCUCAAGCCAGCUGUAAGUGGUGAUAGCCAGGGCUCCAUCCUAGGCCCUUUUCCCUUGGGAACACCAUGGCCUCAUUGCUGAAACACCCCAUUGCUCUGAUGGCCCACAUCUCUGUCUCCAGCCCCAUCCCUCCUGAAAGUCCAACUCUGGUACCCAGAGGCCUCCCUAGGUAGAGGGCUAAAGGUCCCCAUGGACUGGAGAAUUCAGUGAUCAGCCAGGCUGCAGAUCAAGGUUGAACUUGGAAGAAAACCAUACCUGGUUCCUGGCUUGGAGUUGGAGGGUGAAUGUGGGGUGUGGGACAGAAGCAGCCUCACCUGGGUAGGGGAGCACUGAGAGGCAUGACAGGCCAGGGCAGAGCACUCAGAGCAGGGGGUGCUUGUUCCUCUGGCCUCACACCUUCCACUUCCCCCUGUCAGCAGCCUGGCACUGUGCCUUUGCCCUUCCCUUCCCUGACUGCCUCUCCCGAAAGCUCCCACUCAGUGAUGCUUUUCCUCCCCACCCCCAGGCACCCUCGACCUCUCCCCUUGGCCUGGCAGCCCCUGGACCCAGGGUUGGCAGCUCUGCCUUCUGGAGAUUCUUCCAUUUCUCUGGUCCGUGCCCUCUCACCUCCCCAUUCCUGCUCCUGGCUCCCAGUCUGCAAAGGGAAAUUCUAAACGCCUAUUUCAUGGGGUAGGGCUGGGGGAGAGAGGAGAGAGCACCACCCUCUGGCACACAGUAGGUGCCCCAUUAAGGCCUAAGGGGAAGGCAAGAGCUUAGGCUGACCUCAGCCCAGGGUCUGCGGGCCUCUGCUCCAGCAGGGAGCCCACCAGGUCCCUGACCCCUUUUCCUGACAAACAGGGGAGUUUGCUCACCUGGCCAAGACCCCCAGUGAGGCAGAAAUUCCUGUUUUCAGCCAAACAUGGACACAGCUGCCAACUAGGUCAUCAGAGCAUCCAGCUUCUUGAGCUCUCAGCUUGCAGGGAGAGGGGAGGCCCUGCCACCCCCAGGUCACAGUAAGCCUGAGGUGCAGGGCCCAACUCCCGGGGUUCCAUGCACUGGUGUGGCAUUCCACCAGGAACGGGUCCCGGGACGCGCCAGCAACUCACCCUCUCAGACCCACAGGCUGGCCACAUCCUCCAGGAUCUGGGACCCACCGUCUGUGUUCUGUGCCCCUGUCCUUCAGGCAGCUCACUGGGCCCAUGAGACCCAUCUCUUUCCCGCCACCUCUCACAACAUGCUCAGAGAUGGCCAUCGUUGAGCACUUUAGGGCAUGCUGAGCACUGGAUGUGCAUUGUCGUGUUUAAUUCUGGCAAUCUUUGAAGAGAUUUCUACUGUUAUCAUCCUCAUUUUAGAGAACUGAGCUCCAGUGAUGAGACUUGAACCCAGGCUGUCCCACUCUGGAGCCAGCAGUCUUAACCAUUAGGCAGCACUGCCUCCUGCGCCUCUCCCACCUCCUCUGCCGGAACCAGCUCACCCCAGACCCACCUGCACAAUCUCCUUCACCACCCUCACCUGUAUCACCACCAUCACCUUCUCUGGGAAGACUGUCUGGAUUUCUCUCCUCCAACUGCCCACAGACCUGGGCUGCCCUCAGCAUUGGGUGUCUGCCUGACCCACCCACUGGGCCAGGAGCUCCUGGGGGGAGGUCCUACCCGGAGUCCUAUCUGUCCCCAGGGCCUGUGAGCCAACACAGACUAAAGCCAGCUCAGAAAAGGUUUUCUGAGUGAAUGGCCCCUGUCCUCCAGGACUCAGAAGCUUGUGGAGUUGAGACAAGCCCUCAGAGAAUGUGGCGAGGAGGAGGCUUUUUGAACAGACCCAGGGGACACAGAGAGGACAGGGGAAUGCAGACUGUGGGCCGCCCACAGCAGCAGGGGCCAGUGGGAGGGCAAAGAAUCCUCUCUGACCACCCUCCGUUCCUUGAAGCUUCCUCAGGCCUCUAGGACCCUGUCUUAUCUUUGUCUUCCCCCUCCUUUGCUCCCCCUCGUCUCCCAUUCUUCUCUUCUUGGUCAUCUCCCCCCACCCCCACCCCUAUCGCACUGGAAACAGUUGGGCUGUGGUGGCUAAGAAUGAGGAGGGCAGGGGGAGGGAGGCCCGAGCUGUUUAUAGGAACUGGAGCAGCUCCAUCCAUCAGCUCUGUUUGGAACUGGAGACCAAGCAUAAUAAAUACCUUGGCUCCUCCCCAGCUGCGCUUUCCCUGAACUUGGCCGUCCGAACUGCAGCUCUCCCUGGCCCGCUGGUUCCCAGGACCCAGUCUCAUUCCGCCCCACCCUACCUCACCUCCCACCAAGCUGCCCUGGAAAGAGCCCGGCCUCUGGGACCAGAUACACUGGCCUGAGUCUAGGUUCUGCUUCUUCUUCACUGUGGGACCAAGGCCAAGUCCGUCACUUAGCUGCGCCUCUAUUUCUGCGUCUGUAAAAUGGGGUCAUAAUCAUCGCCCGCCUACCCCCAAACUCAUCACUGCUCAUUCGUUCAGCCAGAGUAGCUUGGGCAGCUGCUCUGUGCUGGGCCCUAGGCCCUGCAGGAUACAGGGAACAGUUGGAAGAGCCUCUGCCUAUGGGGUGGAGAGAGGGGACCAACACCACAACCCAAGCCAGGAAGUGGUGAGCGCCUUGAGGGAGGUCCAGAUUUUGUGCUAGGGAAGUUUGUUUGUAGCAGGGAGCAGCCCUUCCAGCUGGAGGAGUGAGGCAAGACUUCGAGGACAUCUGGGCUGGCUCUGCAAGGAAGGGUAGGAUUUCAACACGUGGAGAUGGGAAGAGGCUUUCCAGGCAGAACAAAUGGCAGGACCCAAGGCCUGGCAGCAAGAAGAGCCAGGGCAUGCCUGGGAGUAGAGGGGUGUCCCUGGCCCAGCCUCCACCACAUCACUUUCUCCUCUCUCCUCAUUCAGCACCUUCUGCUCAGGACUUCCAGCCUUCUGGAAUCUUCCCUCCUUCCCUGGAGAGCUUCCAACUCACCCAGCUAGGCCCUCCCAAGUUGUGGAUGCAUUCCCAGAAUUCUACCAUCAUGUCCCCACUCCCGCCUUCUCUGAAAAAGCCACCCUAGAAAGCAGAAGAUUCAGAUCGGGAAAAAGCAUGGACCAAUAGCAUGUUUCUGGAGUGAAUAAGGGAAAAAAUGAAGAAAGAAAUGUGUAAAAGAUUGAGUCAGUGAAGGAGAGAGUGAGUGAGCAAAUGACUGAAAGCAGCCAGCGUUUCCGGAACCCCGCCACAUCUCAUACUGGGUGCUGCACAGGCAGCGUUCCUCCUGUUGGGGCGCUUAUGGGGAAACAUACAUUAAGCACACACAAACAAAAACGAUGGCAAAUUGUAGUGAGUGCUAUGAAAGGGAGUGAAGGGCGAGAUCACUGAGGGGUGGGACUCAGAAGAAUCGUCUCUGAGGACAUGACCUGUCAGCUAAGAUGGAAGGAGGAGGACUUCAGUUGAGAGAGCAAGUGAAUUAAUACUUCCCAUGGCCUCGUCUCCUCACUCUCAUGAAUUUGCCAAGCUGCCUGGGGAGAGUGCAGCCUGAACUCUGGACCCUGAGGUCCUUUCUCAUGCACUGAAAGCAGCUCCCCACCCCUGGACCCUCCCUGUCCCUCAGUGACUUGACUGCCCCAUUCUAGCAUCAUGGAAAAAACACAGAAGGCCAUGUAUAGGGUGGUGGGAAGGAUGUCAAGCAUUCUGGGGGCAGGGGACUAGCUAGGCUGCAGGGUGAGGGAGUCCAAUUCCAAAGGCCCCUGCUUUUUUAUUUUAUUUUAUUUUAUUUGGUGGAGGAUGAGCCAAAAAUGUUUCCCUCCUCACUUUCCACACUGCUCAUGUCAGCUUGUACCACCCUCCCCUUUGAUCCCAGAUAACCCAUUGUAUCCAUCCUCCUGUAUGUUUUCUCCUUAAUUGAGUAAUCACUGACAGACACAUUUAAAUUGUAUGCAAACACACAUAUGCAUGUAUUAGAGAUUUUAAAUGUUAUUUUAUAAAAGUGGGACGAUAUUCUAUUAUACUCUCUUGCAUUUCACUUUUUUUAUUCAAUAGUACUUCAAGGAAAUCCCCCCAAAUAAACUGAUAUAAGUUUCAAAUCAUUUUUGAGAUUACAUUGUAUUCCAUAGUGUGAGUAUUCCAUAAUCUAUUCAGUCAUUCUCCUAUUGGUGAACGAUAGUUUUAUCUUUUCUUCAACUAUAAACAUGAGGCAAAAAAUUCUAUUCAUGUGCCUGUACUCUCUAAGGUUUGUGUUCUUGUGGAAUGAAUACCUAGAAGUAAAUCAGUGGAGAUGUAUAUAUUCUACACAUUUUAAAUGUAUAUUAUAUAUACUUUUAAUAAAGUUUGCAUUUCAAAAAAA
Molecule: messenger RNA, 9417 nt
Organism: Rhinopithecus roxellana (golden snub-nosed monkey)
Lineage: Eukaryota; Metazoa; Chordata; Mammalia; Primates; Cercopithecidae
Gene: LRRC32
Product: leucine rich repeat containing 32
Exons: 3
Coding region: 258-2246 (662 amino acids)
Molecular function (GO): protein binding
Source: RefSeq, a predicted model, not a curated record